GGACUACUGCAACUCACUUGAGUAAAAGUAUCUGCUAAAUUAAUACAUGUAAACGUAAACUACCCUCCAGUCCACGUGGUGGCGGCAACGCGCCCAAUAGCUGCUUCUCCAACCGUCAGAAAAUACCGAGGAACAUUAAAGACACUGUAGGUUUUUCUCCUGAACAGCUGAGUUAUUCUACUUGAGCUAAUAAUCUUCACAUUAAAUAAUUUCUAACAGAGUUUUACAGUUAGAUUGGAUCCAGUCAGAAAUCAAAGCUCGGCGUUGUGUCUGUGGUUGAGGAUUUAAAUCUCCGGCCUGCUUUAAAACCCCGAGACCUGUUAUAAUGAGUUCAGCAGGAGACAGACCACACUCCCUCAGAAAGUCUCGCUCCCAGCUGUGUGAGGACGUGAAAACAGAAACUUCAGAUGGAGUGACAUCAGUCUCCGUGGAACACGUCCCCCCUGUGGACCAGCAGAAUGGAGGGGUCCAUAUGAAGCUCACACCUCAAGUCUGUGUGAAGAAAGAGGAGAUGCUGGAGCUGAACAUCUGCGACAGUGGAAACGACCUGAACAACAUUCCUGAAGUUUCCUCCAUUAAAGAGGAUGAAGCUGACGAUAAAGACUUCCUCUACUGUGAGCUCUGCAAAUCCUACUUCUUCAACAAGUGUGAGGUUCACGGUCCAGCGCUCUUCAUCACUGAUACCCCUGUUCCCAUGGGAGUCGCUGACCGAGCGAGACAAACUCUUCCUCCCGGUCUAGAGAUUCGGAAGUCUGGUAUUUCUUCUGCAGGCCUGGGAGUGUUUAAUAAAGGAGAGACUAUUCCAGUUGGUGCACACUUCGGACCCUAUCAGGGAGAGCUGGUAGAUGGAGAGGAAGCUAUAAACAGUGACUACUCUUGGGUGAUAUACAAGAGUGGCCAGUGUCAGGAAUACAUAGAUGCUAAGAGAGAGAUAUAUGCUAACUGGAUGAGGUAUGUAAAUUGUGCUCGUAAUUAUGAAGAGCAGAAUCUUGUAGCAUUUCAGUAUCAAGGAGGGAUUCUGUACCGUUGCUGUCGACCCAUAAACCUAGGAGAAGAGCUCUUGGUGUUAUAUGAAGAGGAUUAUAACAAAAAUUGUGGCCCUACAUUUGACUACCACUUGCAGAACACUUUUUCUUCCAGAGAUGUAAACAAUGCUCCGUUGCAAGUCUUCUCCUGCUCCUUGUGUCCACGUUCCUAUAAGUCGGAGAUGAACCUUAACAAACACAUAAGAAGAUGCCACUAUGAGGAGAUUGUCACAGUCCAGAAAUCAGGAGAGAUUAAAUAUGAGAUUCAGACGCACAGAAUAGGAGAGAAGCCAUAUCAUUGCACACAGUGUGGUAAGAGCUUUACUUACCAGAGUAAUCUCCAAGUCCACCAGCGUAUUCACACAGGAGAGAAGCCGUAUCUCUGCUUGCAGUGUGGGAAGACUUUUACUCAAAAGGGUAAUCUCCAAAUCCAUCAGCUCAUUCACACAGGAGAGAAGCCGUAUCACUGCUCACAGUGUGGGAAAAGUUUUACUCAUCAGAAAACUCUCCAGCAACACCAGCGUAUUCACACAGGAGAGAAGCCGUAUCACUGCUCACACUGUGGAAAGCAUUUUACUCAAAAGCGUAAUCUCCAAAUCCACCAGCUCAGUCAUACAGGAGAGAAGCCGUAUCAGUGCUCACAGUGUGGGAAAAGUUUUACUCUUCAGCGUCAUCUCCAAAUCCACCAGCGCAGUCACACAGGAGAGAAACCGUAUCACUGCUCACAGUGUGGAAAGAGUUUCUCUCAACAGAGUAAUCUCCUAGUCCACCGGCGCAUUCACACAAGAGAGACGCUGUACCACUGCUCACAAUGUGAGAGGAGUUUUACCAACCAAAGUACUCUCCAGCUACAUCAGCGCAGUCACACAGGAGAGAAGCCGUACCUCUGCUCACAGUGUGGAAAGAGUUUCUCUCACCAGAGUAAUCUCCAUGUCCACCAGCGCAUUCACACAGGAGAGAAGCCAUAUCACUGCCCACAGUGUGGAAAAGGUUUCUCUCAACAGAGUAAUCUCCAUGUCCACCAGCGCAUUCACACAGGAGAGAAGCCGUAUCACUGCUCACAGUGUGGAAAGCAUUUUACUCAAAAGGGUAAUCUCCAACUACACCAGUGCAUUCACACAGGAGAGAAGCCGCAUCACUGCUCACAGUGUGGAAAGAGUUUUACUUAUUCACUCAGAUUUAAGACCCACAAGUGCACUAAAACAUAACCAUUACAUGAAUUAUUUAUCAAAUUCGGUAUGAUUUUUGCCAUCACUCGUUUGACUUAAAAUGAUCUGUGUAGAUUGUAUUUUUGUGCAGGGAAAAGUAUGUAAUGUUAUUGCAUUGAUUAAUAUACUUAAUUUAAUGUUUGCUUUUGACAUUAAAUACCGUAAAAUACCCAUUGCUUACUCAUAAAUGUAUGCAUAUAAGCUAUAUUUUGACGUGUGUGAUAAGAUGCCCACAUUUUAUUCUGUUAGGUACAAUUAAUGAAUUUCUAUAAACAGUACAAAAUCUCAAACAAUUAUUUGCAUUUGUUUUUUUCCUUAAUAUUUCAUAGAGCAAUUUGUAGUAGUAAAAUGUUCAUGUCUCUCUUUAUAAACUUGUUUUAAUGGGCAUAAAGGUUUGUUUAGAACUUGAUAAAAUUAAAUUUGCUAUGUGCAAGUGUACUUGAACAUUAAACUGUGGGGCUGAGCCAGCUAUUCAUCUGUUUCUAAAUUUAAAUCAGUUUUUAUUUCCGUUUCUUUUUAAUCUUCUCAUGAUCGCAUGGUUUUCCUGAUUCACAUAGAUCAUGUAUUUUAUACGCCUAUCCCAUUCUCCAAAGCAAACCAAAACUUUUUGCACCAUGUAAAAACUGUAUUCUGCUGCUGCUUCUUGUUGUUGUUGUUGUUGUUGUUGUUGUUAUUGGGCUAUUCAGUGGCAGUGACAAAAAUCUAGAUUAUCGCAAUGGUAUCGUAUAUGCCUCCAAUCAAUUUGAUACACUAAUAGCAUCACAGAACCUUACCUAGCUCUAUAAAAGAACAUAAUAGAACUGUUACUU
Messenger RNA from Ictalurus punctatus (channel catfish), 3042 nucleotides. Its product is annotated as zinc finger protein ZFP2. Gene Ontology annotation, molecular function: histone methyltransferase activity; protein binding. The transcript has 8 exons. The coding region runs from base 326 to 2233 and encodes 635 amino acids. NCBI's taxonomy places the organism in Eukaryota, Metazoa, Chordata, Actinopteri, Siluriformes, Ictaluridae. Gene Ontology annotation, cellular component: nucleus. The record is from RefSeq and is a predicted model, not a curated record.